Pediculus humanus corporis (human body louse) is the source of this 1260-nucleotide messenger RNA. Its product is annotated as transcriptional enhancer factor TEF-1, putative. The record is from RefSeq and is a predicted model, not a curated record. Gene Ontology annotation, cellular component: transcription regulator complex. Gene Ontology annotation, biological process: hippo signaling; embryonic organ development; regulation of transcription by RNA polymerase II. NCBI's taxonomy places the organism in Eukaryota, Metazoa, Arthropoda, Insecta, Psocodea, Pediculidae. The coding region runs from base 1 to 1260 and encodes 419 amino acids. The transcript has 9 exons. Gene Ontology annotation, molecular function: DNA-binding transcription factor activity, RNA polymerase II-specific; RNA polymerase II cis-regulatory region sequence-specific DNA binding.
AUGGGAUUUGAGAAAUUGAUAAUAAUAAUAAUUUUCUGCUUUUCUUUCUUUCUUUCUCUCUCUCGGAGAGACGAUAAAGAUUUAUCAGCAGCCGAUGCCGAGGGCGUUUGGAGCCCCGACAUUGAACAAAGUUUUCAAGAAGCCCUUGCCAUCUAUCCGCCUUGUGGAAGAAGGAAAAUUAUACUUUCGGACGAAGGGAAAAUGUACGGGAGAAACGAGUUGAUAGCAAGAUAUAUAAAAUUACGGACUGGAAAAACGAGAACAAGAAAACAAGUUAGUUCUCAUAUUCAAGUGUUAGCGAGAAGAAAAUUAAGGGAAAUACAAGCGAAACUCAAGGACCAUGCAGCCAAAGAAAAGGCAUUGCAGACCAUGUCCAGCAUGAGCUCCGCCCAGAUUGUUUUUGCGUCGGCCCUCCAUGGGAAAGCGGCCCUACCUGUCUCCUAUCCCGGGGCGUUCUGGCAGCCUGGACUACAACCUGGAACGUCACAAGAUGUGAAACCAUUCGCUCAGCCUCCUUACACGACCGGUAAACCUGCCACGACGGUCGGUGGUGCUGAUAUAACUCCUAGCGGUCUUCAAACUCCUGCCACGUUGCCGUGGGAAGGACGAGCCAUAGCUACCCAUAAAUUAAGGCUCGUAGAAUUUUCCGCCUUUAUGGAACAACAAAGAGAUCCAGACACUUAUCACAAGCAUCUAUUCGUACACAUAGGUGGUUCUACGACUUAUGCAGAUCCACUAUUAGAAGCAGUAGACGUUAGGCAAAUAUACGAUAAAUUCCCGGAGAAAAAAGGGGGUUUGAAAGAGCUUUACGAUAAGGGUCCGCAGAGUGCUUUUUUCCUCGUCAAAUUCUGGGCCGAUCUCAAUACAAACAUCCAGGACGAAACGGGAGCGUUCUACGGAGUCACGAGUCAGUACGAGAGUAAUGAAAACAUGACGAUAACGUGUUCAACGAAAGUUUGUUCGUUUGGUAAACAAGUUGUCGAAAAGGUCGAAACGGAAUAUGCAAGGUUCGAAAACGGUCGUUUCGUGUACAGAAUUCACAGAUCUCCCAUGUGCGAAUACAUGAUCAAUUUUAUACAUAAGUUAAAACACUUACCAGAGAAAUAUAUGAUGAACAGUGUCCUUGAAAAUUUCACCAUACUCCAGGUGGUUACGAAUAGAGAAAAUCAGGAAACUCUUUUAUGCACGGCUUACGUGUUUGAAGUUUCAACGUCCGAACACGGAGCUCAACAUCAUAUUUAUAGGCUAGUUAGAGACUAA